Molecule: messenger RNA, 1961 nt
Organism: Racocetra fulgida
Lineage: Eukaryota; Fungi; Glomeromycota; Glomeromycetes; Diversisporales; Gigasporaceae
Source: the annotation of a GenBank genome assembly
AUGACUCUCAUAUCAGCUGAAGAAGUUGCUAAACAUAAUACACGCAAGGAUUGUUGGGUUAUUAUACAUGGAAAAGUUUAUGAUGUAACUAACUUUCUUCCGGAACACCCUGGUGGCGUGAAAGUGAUCCUUAAUGAGGCCGGUAAAGACGCGACAGCUGCCUUCGACCCAAUCCAUCCACAAGAUAUAAUUAAAACGCACUUGCCCCCCGAGGCUUGCCUCGGCGAGGUUGAUCCAGCUACUGUGAUCAAAGUGGAAACUGUGGUAACCGAGGAGGAAAAGCGGCGUCGUGAAUUGAUCAAAAACAAACCAGCUUUAAGUGAAAUGUUGAAUUUAUUUGACUUCGAAGCUGUAGCUUCUCAAGUUUCGACUGCUGAGGCGUGGGCAUAUUACAACUCUGCCGCAGAUGAUGAAAUCACUCAUCGAGAAAAUCAUAAUGCUUUUCAUCGUAUUUGGUUUCGCCCUCGAGUCAUGAGAGAUGUAACUCAUGUGGAUAUGAGCACAAAAAUUCUAGGCCAUUAUUCUUCUUUUCCAUUAUAUAUAACUGCUACUGCAUUGGGAAAGCUUGGACAUCCCGAGGGUGAAGUUAAUUUGACUCGAGCUGCUUAUUCACAUGAAAUUAUUCAAAUGGUACCUACUCUUUCAUCAUGUUCAAUGGAUGAGAUUAGAAAUGCUCGUGGAAAAGAUCAAGUUCUAUUUUUUCAAUUAUAUGUGAAUCAAAACAAAGAUAUAACACGGAGAGUCAUUCAGAAUGCUGAAGCGAUAGGUUGCAAGGCUCUUUUCAUUACUGUGGAUGCUCCGCAAUUGGGUCGUCGUGAAAAGGAUAUGCGCAUGAAAUACAUUAAUUCACCUCCAGACAUUCAGGAAGAAAAGGAUUUAGAUCGUGAUCAGGGUGCUGCACGAGCUAUCUCUUCUUUUAUCGAUACAAGCUUAAACUGGAACGAUCUAGAAUGGUUUAGAUCUGUUACAUCUAUGCCUAUUGUUCUCAAAGGUAUUCAGACUCUCGAAGAUGCAAUACUUGCGGUAAAGUAUGGAUGUAAUGGUAUAGUUCUAUCUAAUCAUGGAGGUCGUCAACUUGAUUUUGCUCGUUCUGGUAUUGAAAUUCUUCCUGAGGUUGUCGAAGGUUUAAAGAAACAAGGCUUAUUAAAUAAAGUUGAAAUCUACGUAGACGGAGGCAUCCGCCGUGGAACUGACAUUAUUAAAGCAAUUGCAUUAGGUGCAAAAGCUGUUGGAAUUGGGAGACCACUACUUUACGCUAUGUCUUCAUAUGGACAAGCUGGCGUUGAACGCGCUUUAAAAUUAUUAAAAGACGAAGUAGCGAUUGGUAUGCGUCUAUUAGGUGCCAAUACACUUGCGGACAUCAGUCCUGACAUGGUAGAUAUCAAAAAUUUAACAACUCAUGUAUAUACACCAAAAGAUUAUUUAUAUUCAAAUGUGAACAUCAAUUCACCGUCCAUCCAACGGUCUGAAAAUUUAAACAAUCUUAACGACACAUCCUUCUCUACCCCUGUGCAAUUAUUCCCAGAUGGACACAACGCUGGUGGAGUAACUUUGCGUCCUAUUUGUUUGCCUCACGAAAACUCUACACAUGGUGGAAUAACUUUGCCUCCUAUCCGUUCAGUACUACCCAUCGAUCUUGAAGACUUUGGCACUAUAGGUCGGUUUAGAGCAUCUGAAACAGACGGCGGUAUUGAAGUAGUCGACCUUACAUCUCCAGAGAGCUUUGUAAUCGACCUUACCUCAUCUCCAAAUGUCCAUUCGAACCCGGAAGUAAUCGUUAUUGAUGAUGAGGAAUCUCCUUCAACAGACAAUAUUUCAUCAUCCACGGCUUCGUCAUCACAGAAAGGACUUCUACUUAAAUGCUCAAUUUGUCUUGAUCAUCCAAAAGAUGUUUCUGCCACCCCUUGCGGACAUAUAUUCUGUUGCGAAUGCAUAACAACGGCAGUAAAAACACAGAAAAU